Lingula anatina is the source of this 710-nucleotide messenger RNA. RefSeq names its product solute carrier family 12 member 9. Gene Ontology annotation, cellular component: membrane. Gene Ontology annotation, molecular function: potassium:chloride symporter activity. Gene Ontology annotation, biological process: chloride transmembrane transport; potassium ion homeostasis; chloride ion homeostasis. NCBI's taxonomy places the organism in Eukaryota, Metazoa, Brachiopoda, Lingulata, Lingulida, Lingulidae. The record is from RefSeq and is a predicted model, not a curated record.
UGCUUGCUCUUUAGCACAUGACGUUUUGUUUGGCCUACCAGCAUUUCUAAACAUGCUAUUUUGUCAGGUCAUGCGCUGUAGAAAUUAAUACAAUGGCAUUUAGUAAUACGCUUCGUCGAGGGCGGAACCUAGAGUCAGUUAACUCCGAUCCAGGUGACGACACAGCGCCUCUCGUAGUGGAGGAUUUUUGGCGAGGAUCGAGUUCGAAUGACGCAGAAAUGGAUGACAAGGUGAAGCUGGUGUCCUCGCCGAGUUCGAUGCCGCGAAGGCGAUCGACUCAAACUGAAUCAGAAGCCCGAUUAAGGCGAGUAAUUAAAGAGGAUCAGAAUCUACUGGCUGAUCACGGACUGGGUGAAGAUGCACCUCACAUAGCUAACCUAAUUCAGCGGAGUUUGAGCGGCUUUUAUCAGGAUGCUCCAGACGUCGGGAUUGAGGGGGCGAGGGCGGAGUCGGCAGACGGAAGAAGUCGACGGACGCUGAAUACUUUCAUGGGAGUCUUCUGCCCCGUGGCUUUGUCCAUGUUUAGUGUAGUCUUGUUUUUGCGAUUAGGUUUUGUUGUGGGUGAAGCAGGAAUGCUGCAGACCUUAUUGAUGUUCGUCUUAGCUUACACCAUCCUGCUUCUUACUGUGCUGUCAAUCUGUGCAAUUUCAACCAAUGGUGCUAUAGAAGGGGGUGGAGCCUAUUGUAUCCUUUUAUGAGAGCUGUCACUG